This is a messenger RNA of Penicillium daleae, 1575 nucleotides long. RefSeq lists its product as uncharacterized. The transcript has 3 exons. NCBI's taxonomy places the organism in Eukaryota, Fungi, Ascomycota, Eurotiomycetes, Eurotiales, Aspergillaceae. The record is from RefSeq and is a predicted model, not a curated record. The coding region runs from base 1 to 1575 and encodes 524 amino acids.
AUGGACUUAGGGCACGGCCUGUUCCAAGCCACAAAUUCAUCUUUACAGCUUCGAUUCAGCGCAACGGCAAGUUUCACCCAAGCCACAACUGGAUCAAUUUCAAGUUCAACCAGAAUUCUCCGCCACUGGAAGGAUCUCCAGUCAUUGUGGAUCACAGAGGCCCCGGAACUUGAGCUGCGCCUUGUGUUCAGUGUUGAUCCUGCAUACGAAGCCGCUGGGCCCGCAUUCGCUACAAGUCUGGAAGAAGAACUCUGCAAGUCAAAGGUUUGGGCUGAUCUGGGAUUUGACAUCAUUCUCAAAAGUCGCCCUAAACCUGAGGAGUCUAUUGCUUCUGAAUCCCAUCGCCUUGCAUUUGGUCUUUGCCGGAGACACCGACCACCUGCCUCUGCCAGUACCAAAAGGCUUCCUGAGACCCUGAAAAAUCUUCCAGAAGCCCAUGCCCCUUCUGAUGUCCCAACAGCGCGCCUGGCAUCUCUCGACAUAUAUCUGCAAUAUUCAAGCCGUAACUCCGUGCAACAACUGGAGGCACAGAUCGUGGAGACAUUGAAUCGCAAAAAUGGAAAAUUGACCGAUCUUCAACAUGCACCUUGCUCGAUGCAAUAUACUCACUCGAUCGGAAAAAUUGCAGUAGCGACAUUUGCUCUGUCCACCAUGGAUGACUUGCUCAUCCCGUUUGACCAGCCCGUUGACACGAAUGAGAGCAGUGAUCUUGUUACUGCAAGACAGACAAGCGAAAGAAAUACCGUUGAACAGCUUUCAAUACUGUUUCUGGGUCUAUUGGACUUCGGUUUACAGAAAUUGAUCCUUCCCGGCGUUAUCAGAAACCAUCACAUCAAGGUGGUUGGCAGAAACAAACUCCAAAAUUUGUCUCUGCUUGCACCCGCAGUUUUCCAUCCAGAAUAUCAAGAAGCAAUGAAACAAAGGGCUGCAUCGCUUUCGACAAUCAGCAGGUCACUCAUAUCGAUGCUGGAAAACAGCAACAAUCCUGUCAUUCAGAGCAAGCUGUCUCAUAUACUAGAGGAGGCAAACAACCCGCGGAAGCCCCUAAUACCUGAAACCGUGGAUGGAAAUACGCAUGAAAAUUUGCCCACAAUGGGCCUGAAGUCGAGAAUAGAGUCAUCACUGUGGGGGUUUGCCCAGUAUGGACUCUCCAAAACCAAGGCCUGCAAAAGAUUCACAUCAUUCUUUGACCUGAACGGCCUGCCAAGAAAGCCGUUCGCCCAGUCAGAUGACGAGAUUAUGCUGCCGGAAUCUCCCGAGCAAGAAAUUGAUCCCGACGGUGAGAUCCUACAGCUCGACAGUGAUCCCAGCCUGCCUCCAAACUUGAUCCAUGCACAAGUAUUGGAUGAGCUUCUCUCCGAUGGCAGCAGCAUGCUCACCUUUGGAGACUCUCAUGAAUUUACCCAAACAACUGAAAUAACCCAAACGACUCAGACAUCCAUUGAAAAUUUGUCCCAGGUGUCCGAGUACACGCCUUUUACCUGGGACGAUGAUGAUAUUCUCAUGUCAGAUAGAACUUUUAUGGAUGAAGGGUUUGCUACGGACGAAAACUUUGAGGACAUGGACUUGGGUUAG